AUGGCCAGCCCAGAGGAGUUCAAUCAGGAGAUCAAUGUGGGCAAGGUCGCGAUUCCGCCACUUUCAGCUUUGCUGGAUGUGAGGGUUCCCCUUGUACAGCUGGAGUCCGAUCGGCUACAGGCUUCGGUGUCCUGGCUCUAUGGAGCAGUUCAAGCUCUGCAGCAGCAAUGCCUAGGGCUGAACUCCCGGCUGGAGCACCUUCAGGAGAUGAACACCCCAAGCCUGAAGGCCUCUCCGCUGCCUCCGCUGCCUCUAGAUGCGGAGGAUGGCCGCAUGCAGCUGUGGCAGCACGAGCAGAAACGUGCUGCGGAACAGGCGCAGGUUGAGCUGCGCUUCCAAGCCCUUUCUGCAUCUGUGGAGAGCAGGCUGCAGCACGCUGAUCUCGAGGCAUUGGAAGGAAAGAUGACGCGGAGACUCGACGAGAUCUCCCAAGACUCCAAGCAGGAGAUCUCCUCCCUGGCAAGGUUGCUGGAAGGCACCUUGUCGGUAGACCGCCGGCAGCUUCAGGAACAGUUCGAGGCUCUGCGCUGCAAGGUCGAGGCCCACCUCGAUGUCAUCUUGUCGGAGUCCGGAGUGCAGAAGGAUGCUGUGAAGGCUCUGUUGCAAGCUCCUCGGGAGUUGCAUGUGCCACAUGCUGGCCUUCCACGCGAGAUGCCCGAAGAAACGACAUUCAGCCCCGAGAGGACCUCCGGCGGAACCGGCCCAGGGGCAGAGCAUCUGGCGCUGCAGUCCCGCUUGGAGCAACUGGAGCAGAGCCUCCUCUCUCAAAGGCCGCCCCGAACAGAAGCUUCAAGUUCCGGGCCCGGCGUGGAUGGCGAUGCCGUGUGGCAGCGGUUCACCGACGUGGACCAGGCCCACAUCAUGACCGUCCAAAGGAUUUCGGAGAUGGAAACACGCCUCGCCCGCGUUGAGGGCAAAGGCCCAGGCCGUCGCCAACGGGAUGGAACUGGAAAGCUGACACAGGCAGGUGACUGGGAGGUGCCGAUGUCCGAGCUUCAGUCCAGCCACGCUUCCUUGGCAGAGGAAGUGGCAGCCCAUGUCCUUCCAGCGGUCUCCACGCUGCGCUCGACUCUCACGCAAAUAACGAAGUACAUCUCCGGCGAUGCACCGGAGGAGGACAUGGCCACUUCCCUGAAAUCUGUGAAUGCCUUGGACUGGCUGCAGCAGCGUGUCGGAGCUCUCACGAAGGAGAAAGGACACACUUUGGAGGCCCGUCUUCAGCUCCUCGAGCAAGCGACAGGCAGCACCGAGAUCUUCCAAAAAGUCCAGAACCUCGAGCAGAUCUUGGGCAAGCUGGAUGUGGAUGCCGUCAAUGAGGUUCCCCCACAGCUGAUCAUCGUCAAAGAGGAUCAGGAAGUCUUCAAGCAGGACCUGCGGCGCGAGGUGCAGGAGCUGAAAGUGCUGGUCGGUUGCAUGGAGGCAUGCGUACCGAAAGAAACGCGGAAAGCGAUCCAGCUGUUCAAGAGGGGCGCUGGCGUCUCAGAUGAGGAGUUCAUCACCGCCGGCGGCCUGAAGCUUCAUGCAGAUGUGGAAGCUCUGCGAGAGGAGUUGCAGGUGCGUCUGGCGGAUGUGGAGACCAACUCCGCCCAGCAGCACGACAGCUUCGACAGCUUGAACUCCAUGGUUCAGGACUUGGAGACGAAACAGGAGAGGCUUUCCAGCGCAUUCCGGAAGCGCUUCGCCAGCGAAGAUGCUGCGAAUGGACUUGACGGGUUUGUGGCACCUGAGGGUUGGACGCAUCCGCCACCAUCAGCUUGA
Molecule: messenger RNA, 1758 nt
Organism: Symbiodinium sp. CCMP2592
Lineage: Eukaryota; Dinophyceae; Suessiales; Symbiodiniaceae
Source: the annotation of a GenBank genome assembly